Gallus gallus (chicken) is the source of this 1776-nucleotide messenger RNA. Its product is annotated as PHD finger protein 7-like. Gene Ontology annotation, cellular component: nucleus. The record is from RefSeq and is a predicted model, not a curated record. Lineage: Eukaryota; Metazoa; Chordata; Aves; Galliformes; Phasianidae. Bases 91 to 1776 code for a protein of 561 amino acids. The transcript has 9 exons.
AGGCUGCCGGGCUCAGCCCGAGCGUCAGUGCGGCCUGGCGAGGCGCGGAGAGUGCAGGGACACUCGCAGUGCUCGCUGUUAACGCACAUCAUGUCCACUAGGAAGAGGAAGGCCUCCAGCUCGGAGGAGCCAGUGUGCGUGCUGUGUGGCCGGGCAGAUGUCGACCCGAACAUCUGUGGGCACACACUUGAUGAGAAGGGGAUUCGUGUCCAUCAGUAUUGCUUGGAGUUUGCCAUCACAUUUACUGAAGCAAGCCUAAUACGGUUGGCAACUGAGGGCCUCCCUCUUGGUGCCAUCAGACGCGCAGCCAAACACGCAACCAAGCAGCAAUGCUUUGUCUGUGGCGAGAGGGGGGCUGCCAUCACAUGCUCAGAGACAGGCUGUGAACGAAGCUUCCAUCUGCCCUGUGCCAUGGAUGGGGAAUGUGUCACCCAGCACUUUAGGCAGCGCAGGUGCUACUGCUGGGAGCACCGCCCUCGGCAGGAAAUUCAGGAAGCUCCAGAAGAAGGCACCAUCUGCCUCAUCUGCUUGGAGCCUGUGGGGGACAGCUUGUCCUACCACACCAUGGCGUGCCCAACGUGCCAACAUGCCUGGUUCCACCGGGGCUGCAUCCAGCAACAGGCCUUGAAUGCUGGCGCUUUCUGCUUCUACUGCCCCGGCUGUCGAGACAAAGAUCAGUUCUUUCAAGAAAUGGCCACCAUGGGGAUACAAAUCCCUCACAGAAGACCAAAUUGGAUAGAUGAGCACACGUACGCAUUCCUUCUGGAGAGGCACAGCCGCUGCGAUGCCAGCGAGUGCCUUUACCAUGGAGGCAGAGAGCAGGCAGAGAGAAGGGGGCCCUGGCAGCUGAUCCUGUGCAGCUCCUGCGCUGCUGAGGGCACCCACCGACGGUGCUCCCACUUGAGUAACACAAGAGCCACGUGGGAGUGCAACAGCUGUGCUGGCCUGGGUACUGGUAAGAGGCAAUCAGCCAUGUGGCACCACGCUGGGGCCAGGCAUGGCCUGGCAGCAACUGCUCGGGGCGGCUUUGCCAGAGUCUGUCUGCCCCAAGAGAUCCCACUGAGGUGCUGCAGCUUCAUCUUCAUGCCCUUCCUGCCUCUCCCUGCAGCCUCCAGUGCCAACACUGAGAUCGCCGGUCCCAGCACUGCCAGCCAGAGGGCUCUGGAGCCAGCCAGCGGCUCCAUGGAACCUCAGAACAUCAGCUCCAUGCCCGCCAGCCAGGCAGCACUGGGCACAUCACAGAGCUCCCAGCUGCCUGAGCACAGCGAAUUACCAAGCGUUCCUGAGACGGAGCAGGGGACAAAUGGCCAACAUUCAUCGGAGGACCGGGCGGAGGGCAUCAGGGUCCUCCAGGGCAUCUCCGGCAGCCGCGCGCAGAAGACGGCGCAGGCAGCGAGGAAGAAGCCGCUCACGAAGCCGCUCCCCGCUGCAACGUCGGGACCCGAGUUCUCAGAGCCAGCCAAGAAGACGCCAAGGCAGCAGGCGAAGGCCAGCCGCAGGGGAGCAGAGCGGCACCCGCAGAUCAACAAGAUCUGCAACAUCGAGAUCCCCGAUGGCUUCCAGAGUGCCCCGACGCAGGGGACCGUCCAGGCAAGGAGGGCGGGCCCUCAGCCAAAGUCCUCCUCCAGGGAGACGUCGGGCAAACAAUUCCUGCAGCUCACCCCAAAGAGGCAGCAGGAGCCGGGCCCAACAGCGGAGGCCAUCCCGGGAAUGAAGCUGCUCCCAGGAACAACAUCAGAGACAAAGUCCCCACAGACAGCCCCCGAGUCUGCCUAG